Messenger RNA from Lodderomyces beijingensis, 3282 nucleotides. NCBI's taxonomy places the organism in Eukaryota, Fungi, Ascomycota, Pichiomycetes, Serinales, Debaryomycetaceae. The record is from the annotation of a GenBank genome assembly.
AUGACUGAGCCUCCAUUGCCAUUCAAAGUCAAAGCGAUAUUUGAUUAUAAGUCAGACUACGAGGACGACUUGAGCUUUGCAGCGGGCCAAGUUGUCACCGUUACAUCAAUUGAGAAUGACGAAUGGUAUGCGGGCGAGUACGAAGGCAAAGAGGGAAUGUUUCCCAAAAAUUUCGUGGAGAUAAUGGUGGUGCCCGACGUUCCCACCAUGAACAGGCCCGUGAGAAAGCAAGAAGUGAAGAAAGAUCCAGUAAACGAACCACCGGUGUCUCAAGAAGUCCCGGCAGCGACCAAUUCCGAGCCAGAGCCAAAGCUGGAGCCGAAUGCCGCGUCGCAAGCCAGCAAGACAAGCGCCGAAGUUACCGAGGACCACGAAAAGGACCACCAUUCACCUGCCGUGCCUCGGCCUCAGGGAUCCAUCUCCAAGCCUGUUGAUCCUUACAGCGUAAAGAAGCAGUUUGUUGCUGCCUCUACUUCGUCUUAUGUUCCGAAAAUCCAGCCCAGGGACGAGUCGAAUUUGCUUGUCCAUCCCGUCCACGACUCGAAGCCAACAGGUGACGUUGUAAGAGAGCAUCCAGCGACAGAAUCCGAGAAAGCCGCGGAAGAAGGGCCAAAAGUUUCCUUGAAGGAAAGAAUCGCUUUAAUACAGAAGCAGCAACAGGAACAGGCCGAGAGGGAGGAGGCUGCUUUGAAGCGCAAAGCGGAGAAGAAGCAAAAGCAGGCUGAGGAAAAGGAGAGAUUGAAGCAUCUCAAAGAGAGCCAGAGUGGCGGACCACAGACCCGCGGAAGCUUUGAAUUCGAGGAGGGCCAUCCCGGCGAGCCCGUGCACACUGCAACAGUUCCUGGUAGUUUUGAUCCCCUGCUUGAGCAGCGGGAACCAUUGACAGGAGAAGAAGAAAGAAAUGAGGGAGAUUAUGCCCAAUUGGAAGGGUACAAGCACGCAAAGGGGGACAAUGAACAGGAGCGGGAGGAGGAAGGUGAUGCAGAUGAAGAUGACAAUGAAGAAGAAGAAGAAGAAGAAGAAGAAGAAGAGGAAGAGGAAGAAGAUGAAGACAGCGAGGAACUCAAGCGCAGGAGGUUAGUGGAGAGAAUGGCUAAAAUCUCAGGAGGAAGAAACAUGUUUGGAAUGAUGGGCAUGCCCACACCAUUCGGUGCUGCGCCACCAGCAGCAGCAGAUAAAGCCAAGAAAUCCAAGAGCUUACCAAAGGCUCCCGACUCGGCUUCUGCAAAGAAUCAGCAUUCAGAGGCUAUUCCUGCCUCUGCGCCAGCAGGGAUAGAUCCACAACACAUUAAACAACUGGGCGCGCCGCCAGUUACAGAAGAUCGCGCGUCCGCGCCAUCAACAAGUGAAGCUGCAGCUGCAGCUGCUCCCUCUGUUCCGGCUGUUCCGGCUGCUCCGGCUGUACCAACCUCGUCAUCCCCCAUUGCUGGUGCUCCAGUGCCACCCAUAGCCACCGUGACGCAGCAGAGCCCCGUGUCAAAGUUUAGUCAGGAAAGUUCAUCGAUGGCCGAGGACGAUGAACCCUCGGACCAGGAUCAGGCAGAGGUUAUUACCCGCAGUGAAAUCGCGGACUCUUACCAGGGGCGCCAUGCAAAUAUAUCCGAUAGCGGCGCUGAUGACCAUGGUAAAGCUCAUCCAAUCAGAUUACAAAAACACAGUACGGUCGAAGCAGAAGGAACGGGCUAUGAAGCUGACGAAGACUUGUCCGAUAUGUCGAGACCCCACGAAUAUGUUCGAAAGGAGGAGUUGGCACCGUUGGAGACCAAGCAUAUUUCACCAGGGCAAGGAAAAGACUCUGAUCAAACCGCUUUACUCCAAGAAGAGCAAUAUGGACCGAAUCCGACAGUGCCACAUCCACCUAUUCAUCCUCACCCAUCUUUGAAGAAUGCACCUACCAUACCGGCUGUUCCACUGGUUCCACUGGUUCCACCGGGACCAUCGCAGUCUGCAGUCCCUCCAGUUCCACCAACGGCUCCUCAUCCUUCCGCUGCUGCUGCUGCCCCACCAAUGCCCCCAGUGCCUUCAGUGCCUCCAGGUACUCAACGUGAUCGUGCGCCAGCUCCACCACCUCCUGUGCCAGCUCCUGGGCCAAUUCCUCCAAGACCCGAACCUUCCUUCGCGGAGGAACAACAAGAGGCUCCCCCAGCACCACCACCAGUGCCACCAGUGCCAUCUCAUCAAGAAGCCCAAGAUGACUCGAGCGAGGAAGAUGACCAGGACCCUGCCGACUUAGUUCAUGCUCAACCACCGCUUCCCCAAGUGCCACGUGCUCAAACCUUGAGCACUGCGCAGGAGCACCGUCCAAAGGCUCCACCUCCGCCGGUUCCCGAAUUCGCGGCACCUCCACCAAUUCCAUAUGGCGGACCUCCCAAGCGCGCUGCCACGGAUGUGCCCGCGUUGAUUCAAACUUCGACAGGCGGUUCCAUUGGCUCAACCGCGGCAAGAAAAUCCACCGAUCUGGGCAAUGUUUCAAGAUCGAGGUCUCUCAAGGGCUCAGACCAGGCCCAGGCUGAAAUCGCGUUGGAGCAAGUAGGGUUUGAGCUUGCAAAUAUAAAGUCGACUUCUACAUGGUGGUUGAAAAACGAGUUGCCAGAGUCGCUCACCGCGAAAAUCGGAGUCGAUUUGGUAUACGAGAUGGAUACAAACAAAAUCCACAAACGAGGUGGCCGGACAUUGAUAAUAAAGGAUUACUACGUUUUAUUCUACGACCUAUCCAAAGUCGUUUUCGAAAUAGAGUACGAGGAGCAGGAUCCGCGAAACACGGUGCAUUUGGUUAACCAGUUCUGGAAACCAAGUCCACCUAUUCGGAAAGACUUGCUAGAUGCGGCUCACAAGCAAUUCGGCUCCGUUCUUGUCAAUGCCACUGCCCAACUAGUGGGCACAAAAUUAGACCAACGUUUGGUGGAACAAGUUUUUGGCAGUUCCCGGUUAAGCUCUUAUGUGGUGCCACCCAUUGGCAACAAGUCCUAUGGUGUUACGAUAUACAAGAACUUUAACAAUUCGAAUGUAUCAAAGAUUGACGACAUCCAGGCUGGAGAUAUCUUGUGGAUCAAGAAUGGUAAAUUCGAAGCUCACAAGACCAUUAUGGCCAACAAAUCGGUGAAUCUUGGCGAUUCGUUUGCCGCGGUGAUUUACGAGUUUGACCCCAUCAAGGAGAAGUUCAAAGUCUUUGAGCAGGAGAAGUCGGGUCUCGUAAAGAAGGAGCUGUACAAGGUCGGCAACAUGAAGAGUGGCAGAAUUAGAGUCUUUAGGCCAAUACCAAAAGAAUAUGUAGGUUUGUAG